This is a messenger RNA of Octopus bimaculoides (California two-spot octopus), 4912 nucleotides long. Its product is annotated as coiled-coil domain-containing protein 186. Gene Ontology annotation, molecular function: small GTPase binding. Gene Ontology annotation, biological process: vesicle cytoskeletal trafficking. Gene Ontology annotation, cellular component: trans-Golgi network. The record is from RefSeq and is a predicted model, not a curated record. Lineage: Eukaryota; Metazoa; Mollusca; Cephalopoda; Octopoda; Octopodidae.
UCAGAAGAAACCAAUAUGUUAUCAAGUCUGAGAGACGAAAGCAUGUGUGAUACUGAUGCCGAUAACAAUAAUGUAGUUGAAAAUCCAGACCCAGAAGCUGAUUCUGCUGAUGUUCUUGUAGAAGAUGAACUUGCAAUUGGAGAUGAUGUUGAAGCAGAUAUCAGAGGUGUACCUGCUGUAGAUGCUGAUUUCUGGCCUCAGGAUUAUGAGGAUGUUGAAGCUCUCAUCUACCAGCAGGUUGAAAAUGCCCCAGAUUCAGCAUUGAAUCAACAGAAUAAUGUGCAAGAAGGUGAUAUUGAAGUAAAUCAAGAAAGAUCUGAUUCAUUUGCAGAAGCUGGUAACCUCUAUGAGGAUAAUAACAUCCACAUUCAACCAUUCCUUCCUGUUUCUCCUGAGUCAGUAGCUGACACUGCACCUGAAGAUGAAAUAUUAGAGAAUACAAUUAGAGAUAGUGAAGAGAGAAGCGAAGAUUUCGAGCCUGAAUGUGAUCAGGCUAUAGUUAUAAAUGAUGAAGACGACUGUGAUAAUGACAAUUGUGACAAUGUUGUACAGGUGCAUGAGUCAGUAGAAAUUGAAAGCAGUUCUGCAGAUAAUCUCCUACAUGCAGCAUUAGUUAACCCAAAUGAAAUAGCCACUAAAAUGGAUGAAGCUAACUCUGUGCCAAAUGAAACAAAUAGCCAACCCCUGGCUGCAGAUAACUGUGUUGGUGUUGAGGAUGAUAAAAAUGAUGCAGCUAGUACAAAUGAACAUUCUUCCAGUUUACAACAGCCAGCUGCCACUUCUACAAACAAUAACACUCAGUCAAUUACACAAAGCACUACUUCUGGUGAUCUUCAGUUAGAAUCAUGCUGCCUUUCUCCUGAACUCAGCAAAAGUGCUAAUAAAUCUGAUGAAACUGGUGAUAGCAGUUCUAUUUCAGUAACUGCAGAAAAUAAAACUGAAUCUAGAGAAUUGAUUCCAUCUAAGGAAACCAUUGAUACACAACAGCAUGACACAGAAUUAGUCAAUAGUAGCACAAAUGAGGUGGCUUCUAGUAAUCUAGAAGAUUCUCAGCCAGUUUCAUCUGGAAUGGAACAACAAAAACAUGAACCAGUUGCCUCUGCAAACCAUUUAUUGAAUAACAUCGAUGUUGGUUAUGAUGCAGUCUCUUGGACUGAGAAUAACAAUUCAGAACUUAUGGACAAUAAACUUGACAGUAAUAGCACAACUCCUGUUCACAUAUCAGAUACUAACACUGCAGAUACAUGUGCAGAAAAAACAAACACUUUGAAUAUUAGUCCUUCUGUUGCACCUGUUCACUUACCUGAUUUAGAAUCCAAUCAAGAACCAAAUCCACAAAGCUGUCGUCAUGUUGCUAACAUUGAAUGUGAACAAACUGUAACAGUGAAAAGAGCUCCUGAUUCAAUGACAUCAUCAUCACCAGUCCCUGAUCAGACUCACUCCAAUGGGUCCACUGAAGAUCAUGAUGGAAAAGAUGAUCAAUUACUAAAUGAAUUAGAGGAAGAGCUGUUAACAACACACCAGCCAUUACCUCAGAGUAGUGGCCUGUCCUUCAAUGGCUUGACAAAGAUAGACAUAAAUCAGAUUCCAGAAUUCUUGGAUCUCAAACAAAACUUCCAAUCUCUAAAGAAGGAAUUAGCAGCAAGUAAACAACAGAUUAAAUUAUUAGAGUCGCAAUCUAAUUCUCAACAAGAAAGGUUUGAAGUGAUUAAACUGGAAAGGAAUUCAUAUCGAAAAGAGCUCGAUACCUGCUCUGAUAAUGAUUUGUAUUUAACUCAGUUGAAAGCGGUAUGUCUAACCAAGAUAGCUGAAGAAAACAAACGAGAGAAAGAAGAGAUGGUAAUAAAAUAUGCCCAAGCUGAACGUAAAGGUUUAGAGAUGCAGAAAGGAUUUGAACGACUGGAAGCUCGAUUGAGAGAAAGUUCAAAAGAGAAAGAAAUACUGCAAAGUAGAUUAAAUAAUUUUAAGGCUGAACGACAAAAGUAUAUUGCUCGUCUGGAAAGCAAGUCUGCAGAUUUCAUUGUUGUACAGCGUGAAGUUGAAAAACAAAAAGAAGCCUUAUCAGCUUGUGAGGGUCGUUUAAAGUGGACACAGAAUAAACAUGCUGUUGAAGCAGAUGCUCACAAAGAGACCAAAGCUUCUUUGCAAAUUCUAAAUACUAAAUUAAAAGAAUCGAAAGAAGAAUGUGAGCAAAUUCGUCGAGAUUGCCAAGCCAUUAUCCGGACAUACCAGGAAUCUGAAGAGAUCAAGUCAAAUUCUUUGGAUAAUCAGUUAAAAGCUAAACAGAAUGAACUAAAAUGUCAUGAGCAAGAAAGAAGUGAUCAUCAACAGAUUCAUCAAACAGUACUGAAAGAAUUAGAACUCUUGAAAACUCAACACAAAGAUUUAAUGGAAGAAAUGAAAACCAAGAAAGAUAAAAUUAUAUGUUUGGAAGAUGAAUGCAGAGACAAAGAAGACACGCUAUCAAAGUUUAAAGAUGUUCUUCAAAACCAGAAGGCAAGAAUAAAAGAAUUGAAGACAAAACUUCUGGAAUUACAAGAUAUUAAAAGCAGUUAUGACCAAAAUCAAGAGGAAUUAUCUGCAAUGCAGGAUAAACUUUCAGAACAGAGUCAGCAGUUCACUGACAUAAAAACAGAUAUUGAAUCGUGUAAGGUGCGGGAAUCUGAGCUACUGGAAUUGACUGCUAAUUUGAGUGCAAAGAAUGCUCAUCUGCAGUCUGAAAACAUCACUGUGAAUAAUAAAGUGCUUUCGUUAGAGGAAGAGUUAAAUGUUAUCAAGGUUAAACUUGAAGAAUCAGAAACAAAGUGCCAAGAAUUGCAUAAAAGUUUGGAGGAAGAAACACAAAAACGGCAGGAAGAAACAACUACUCUUACAACACAACUAGUAGAUAAAAGUAAAUCAGUGGAGGAACUUGGAGUACAGCUUGAGGAAGCCAAAGAUGAUAUACGAACCCUAAAAAGGAAACACACCAACAACAUUAAAGAUUUGACAAGGCAGUUAACUUUCACAAGGCGGAAACUUGAAAACUAUGAAAAUACAGGAGAGAAAGAUAGCACAAGUCUUGGUUCUCGUACAAGCUCUAAUGGCUCUCUAAAUACACUCGAUAACAAUGUCCAGUCAACUGUGAUACAUAGAAAUGGCAACCCAGACCAGGAAUACCCUGUCAUCACUGAGCAAGUUGAAGUUGACAAACAGGUUCUUAUUGAAAGGAUUGUCAAACUUCAGAAGGCUCAUGCUAGAAAGAAUGACAAGAUAGAAUUCAUGGAGGAUCACAUCAAUCAUUUAGUAGAUGAAAUUCAGAAGAAGAAACGAAUUAUUCAGAAUUAUGCCUUGCGUGAAGAAACAGGAGUUCUGUCAACAGACUACAUGGAUAUAAAUAAGGCUGUUGUUUCCUCUCAGAGUGACAUCAAGCCCUCUCAGAAUCGAUUUUAUGACCAAGUAUCACAACUGAAGGCUAUCCUCUCAAGGAAAGGUGGCAUCAUGGCUUCUUUGUAUAACUCACAGCCAGCAGACCAGUCUAUGACACUAGAUUUAUCAUUAGAAAUCAACAAAAAAUUACAGUGUGUCUUGGAAGAUACACUUUUGAAAAAUAUUACUUUGAAGGACAGCCUUGAUACACUGGGUAAGGAAAUAUCUCGUCUCUCACGAGAGAAUCGAAAACUGCAGCUUGAACAACAGAGCCAGUGACAUCUUUAAAAAAAAAUAACAAGGUGUUUAUCAUAUCAUCUAAAACAAGCGAAAAAAAAAAUUCAUGGAAUGAAGCUACACACACAUACACACAAACAUAUACAUCGGUACGAGGAAAAUACUUUUUGGAGGUAUGAGGAACAUUAGAAGAACACGGGAUUAUGGUUUCCAAAAAAUUUGACAUACCAACUAAACAAUAGCCACAAAAUCCUAUCUUCUGUUAAAGUAACUACUUCCUUAUAAUCUUGCAUUAUUUUCACAGUAUAUAUUUGUGUGUGUGUGUCUGUUUGUGUACAUGCAUGCCGGUGUGUGUGUUUGUGUGUGAGUGCACAUACAAAUUAGUGUGUGAAUUUUUCAGCAAGAUCUCCUAUAUUCUUCACAAAUAUGAAUUCACUAAAGAAGUAUAUAACACACAUGUUUCUGUACAUAUAAUUAUAUAGAAUGCAAACACUGGAUGACUGUGAAGCUGUGUGUGUUUCUCUAUGAUUUUCUGUAAAUGAACAUAUACAUGUGUGCAUCAUGAGUCAGUGAAAAGAAGAAAAACGAAAAUCGGUUGAGUUUAUAUAUUCAAACUUCAAAAUCUACUUUGAAAGUUCUUUUUGCAAACCAUUAGAAUUUGCUAAAACCAAAAAAAUAUAUUGUUCAUCAAGAUUGCAUAAACUCAUCUUAUUUUUAUAAAAAAUACUUUCAUUUACAUGGAUCCUCUCUCUUUAUAUAUAAUGUACGUGAAUAUAUAUAUUUAGGAGUAUGCAUAAAUUUAUAUAUAUAUAGACACAUACGCACACACACAUAUUGGAUGCAUGCACACAGACAUGCAGGUAUGUGUGGGUAUAGCUAUGUAUAUAUGUGUGUGUGGAUGUAUAGCUAUAUAUGUGCAUGUGUUUGUGUGUAUAACUAUAUAUAUAUAAAUGGAUGGAUAUGUGUGUGUGUAUGUAUAUAUAAGUAUAUAUAUAUGUAUACACAUAUGUAUAUGGGUACAUAUGUAUGUGUGUGUGUGUAUAUAUAUAUAUAUAUAUAUAUAUAUAUAUAUACACACACAUAUACAUAAUGAUUUUAAAUAAAUAAUUUUAGAGCAGUCAAAAGAACUCUUUUUGUGCAUUUGUUGGUUGUGAACAACAAUCGAAACUCUUCUGAAUUACUGCUUUCAGACUUUGGCACUGAUUUAGAAAAACAAACAAAAAAAAGCAAAUAAAAAAAAAAAGGAAAGAAAAAAAUGGAAAACUGA